This is a messenger RNA of Paracoccidioides lutzii Pb01, 1575 nucleotides long. Its product is annotated as malate synthase. Gene Ontology annotation, cellular component: peroxisomal matrix; cytoplasm. The record is from RefSeq and is a predicted model, not a curated record. Gene Ontology annotation, biological process: glyoxylate cycle. Bases 1 to 1575 code for a protein of 524 amino acids. The transcript has 5 exons. Gene Ontology annotation, molecular function: malate synthase activity.
AUGGCAUAUGUCGACACCCUCCUCAGGGACGUAGCAAUCCUCGGUCCGCUCAACGACCAAACCCGCAAGAUUCUCACCAAGGAAGCCACCGCGUUCCUCGCCCUGCUGCACCGAACGUUCAAUCCCACCAGGAAAGCCCUUCUUCAGCGACGCAGCGACCGCCAGGCAGAGCUUGACCGAGGAAGCCUUCUAGAUUUCCUCCCAGAGACCAAGCACAUCCGUGACAACGAUGCAUGGAAGGGAGCCCCCCCGGCCCCGGGUCUUGUUGACCGCCGUGUGGAAAUCACAGGCCCCACGGACCGGAAAAUGGUGGUUAAUGCGCUGAAUAGUGAUGUAUAUACAUACAUGGCUGAUUUCGAGGAUUCAAGUGCUCCCACUUGGGAUAACAUGGUCAAUGGCCAGGUGAACCUCUACGACGCCAUCCGCAGACAGGUUGAUUUCAAGCAAGGCGGAAAGGAUUACAAGCUCCGUACCGACCGGAAACUCCCCACCCUAAUUGCUCGCGCUCGGGGCUGGCACCUUGAUGAGAAGCAUCUGACCGUCGACGGCGAGCCCAUGUCCGGCAGCUUGUUUGAUUUCGGCCUCUACUUCUUCCACAACGCAAAAGAGUUGGUCAAACGGGGUGCUGGCCCUUACUUCUAUCUCCCCAAGAUGGAAUCCCACCUUGAAGCCCGUUUGUGGAAUGAUGUGUUCAACUUGGCUCAGGAUUAUAUCGGAAUGCCCCGAGGAACUAUUCGGGCCACUGUCUUGAUUGAGACUAUCUCUGCUGCUUUCGAGAUGGAUGAGAUCAUCUAUGAACUGCGAGACCACAGCUCGGGCUUGAACUGCGGCAGAUGGGAUUACAUCUUCUCCUUCAUCAAGAAAUUCCGCCAAAACCCCUCCUUCGUCCUCCCCGACCGCUCUGACGUCACCAUGACAGUUCCCUUCAUGGAUGCCUAUGUCAAACUCCUCAUCAAGACCUGCCACCGACGUGGUGUCCACGCAAUGGGUGGCAUGGCCGCUCAAAUCCCCAUCAAAGAUGACCCCAAGGCCAACGAGGCCGCCAUGGCCAGCGUCCGUGCUGACAAGCUCCGGGAGGUGCGUGCCGGUCACGACGGAACCUGGGUUGCCCACCCCGCCCUGGCCAAGAUUGCUACCGAUGUCUUCGAUCAGUACAUGCCCACCCCCAACCAGCUCUUCGUUCGCAGGGAGGACGUGCACAUCACUGCCAACGACCUCCUGAACACCAACGUCCCCGGCAAGAUCACCGAAGACGGCAUCAGGAAGAACCUGAACAUCGGCCUUUCGUAUAUGGAGGGUUGGCUGCGUGGUGUCGGAUGCAUCCCCAUCAACUAUCUCAUGGAAGAUGCCGCCACCGCCGAAGUAAGCCGCAGCCAGCUGUGGCAAUGGGUUAAGCACAACGUCACGACUGCUGAAGGCAAACGCGUCGACAAGGCCUAUGCCCUGAAGCUUCUGCAGGAGCAGACCGACGAGCUUGCCUCCAAGGCGCCCAAGGGCAACAGAUAUCAGCUUGCCGCUCGCUACUUUGCCGGCCAGGUUGCUGGUGAAGAUUAUGCUGAUUUCUUGACAUCGUGA